ACAGAUCCUGGCCGAAUCUGAAAAACAGAAACGAAAACAGACUUGUGCGACUUGUGUGAGAUGGAUUUCUAUUUCUACCUUUUGUAGUUAAAACGAUUGUUGAAAGGAGCAGUUAAAGCAUUUAGUUAUCAUCGCAGUUCUUUUAGUUUGGCAUUAACAAUUUCCUUUUAAAAAUGUUUACGUUGUGGGCUCUCGUAGAAGCAUCACUGUUGUGCCUGAAUGCGAUAUGCAUCCUGCAUGAGGAGCGGUUUUUAUCGAAAUUUGGUUGGGGCGCAACUGCUGCUCAGAUUCAAGGUUUUGGUGAGGCUCCUACGGUGAAAGCACAAGUGUUGAACCUGGUCCGGUCGAUACGAACGGUGGCGAAAAUACCAUUGAUAUUUCUUAAUGUGGGAGCAAUAUUGUUCAAGCUCGUGCUAGGAUAGUCCGUAAAUCAAUGUAAACUCUUUUGUAUUAUAAAACUAUAAAUUGACAACGGUAGGUUAACUUAAAUA
Messenger RNA from Sabethes cyaneus, 491 nucleotides. RefSeq names its product immediate early response 3-interacting protein 1. The record is from RefSeq and is a predicted model, not a curated record. Lineage: Eukaryota; Metazoa; Arthropoda; Insecta; Diptera; Culicidae. Gene Ontology annotation, cellular component: endoplasmic reticulum membrane; COPII-coated ER to Golgi transport vesicle; Golgi membrane. Gene Ontology annotation, biological process: endoplasmic reticulum to Golgi vesicle-mediated transport. Bases 174 to 422 code for a protein of 82 amino acids. The transcript has 3 exons.